AUGACAUCACAGGAGGUACAUGACGCCACAAAUUCUGAGAUUAUUCGCGUCCAAUAUGAAGGAUUCGGUGAUCUAAUUAAAUUAGAUGGCAAAUCAUUUACAUUUGCCACUUUGAUUUGCGGUAAAGCAUAUAAAGAAGCAAGUAACUUAUUAAGAGAGGCUGGUAUAGAUGUACCAUCUUCACAAUACUUUUACAAGAUUCAAAAGGUGAUUCUCGAGAAAGCGAAGGAAUUAGCUGAAAAAAGUGUAAAAAAUCAUGCAUUGCAACUUGAGCCUGGAACUGUUAUCACCAUCGAUGCUCAUUUCUCGCAUGUUAGAAAUGCAGACGAGUGUGAGUUUGUAGCAAUGGGUCCUAAAGGUGACAUUGUGGCAAAAUUCGUAAUCGUUAGAUCUCGUAAAGGUAAAGCUGGAAAUUAUACUGGUGCCUCAUGCCAAAUGGAAUCUGUUGCCGCUGAUCAGGCUCUUCAAAUUUUGGAAGAUACGGUGGGAAAAGGUAUUAUUGACUUUUUUUGCCAUGAUAGGGAUAAUAAAUCCCGUAAUAUUGUUCAUAAGCAUUUUCCUGAUGCUGUUGAAUAUCAAGAUGGCUUCCAUUGCAAAAAGAAAUUCGAAUUGUGCUGGAAACGUCUUACUUCUAAUGAGUAUGCAAAAAGUGACAUGCCUAUCGUCGACUCAAAAAUUUUUCAUGGUAUCAAAAACAGACUCAAAAUAUUCUUUAAUACUUUAUUGAAUAAGCAUAUUUCCAAAGAACAGAAGCUAUUUUAUUGGCUCCACGCUGUAGAUCAUCUAAUUGGAAAUCAUUCACCAGAAUAUUGUUUACAUUCCACAAAAGAUGAAGAAAAAGAACAUUUUAUAUGGACAGCUGGACUUGAAAACGAAAAUGCAAGAAAUCAUCUACUCGAAUUUUUAAAAGAUUCCGGAUCAGUUUUUCAAAUUGUUAAUCCGGAUUAUGCAACUCAUAUAAAUGAGUCAUAUAAUGCUCGAUCAUGCCGUUUUAAUCCAAAACAUACAAAUUAUCUCAGUUCAUAUGAAGGCAGAACAGAUAUUGCUACAAUUUACCACAAUGAAGGAUAUCAAGGAUUACUUGAACUACGUAAUUUAUCAGGAAUUAAGCCAAUUCAUCCUAUCCUUCGGGAUUCUCUUAUUGAAGAGCACAAAGAAAAAAAGUUGCGCUCGGAACGAGAAAAGACAGAAGAAUAUCGAUCUGCGCGCUCAGAAAGACGAAAGGCAAGAAAAUUGAUUGUAAAAGGAAAAGGAGAUUACGGAAAUGGACAAGAUGAAGAAAUAAUUUCAAAUGAAUCACAAAAUUCUUCAGAAAUUCCAAAGUAUGUAAUUGCUGGAAUGCCUCAAGAAAAGAGGGAACCGUUUCCAUUACCUCAAAUUCAUGGUUUUCAAGAAUAA
Trichomonas vaginalis G3 is the source of this 1398-nucleotide messenger RNA. Its product is annotated as zebrafish ch211-108c17.2-related family. The record is from RefSeq and is a predicted model, not a curated record. Bases 1 to 1398 code for a protein of 465 amino acids. Lineage: Eukaryota; Parabasalia; Trichomonadida; Trichomonadidae. The transcript has a single exon.